Gracilinanus agilis (Agile Gracile Mouse Opossum) is the source of this 1578-nucleotide messenger RNA. It is a transcript of the gene LRRTM1, whose product is annotated as leucine rich repeat transmembrane neuronal 1. Bases 1 to 1578 code for a protein of 525 amino acids. The record is from RefSeq and is a predicted model, not a curated record. NCBI's taxonomy places the organism in Eukaryota, Metazoa, Chordata, Mammalia, Didelphimorphia, Didelphidae. The transcript has a single exon. Gene Ontology annotation, molecular function: protein binding.
AUGGAUUUCCUGCUUCUCGGGCUCUGUCUAAACUGGCUGCUGAGGAAACCCCCGGGGUGGAUCGUGUGUGUGCUGGGUGUCGGCUUUCAGAUGCUCCCGGCGGCGCAGAGCGGGUGCCCGCAGCUGUGUCGGUGCGAGGGGCGACUGUUGUACUGUGAGUCACUGAACCUCACGGAGGCGCCCCACAACCUGUCUGGCAUGAUGGGCUUGUCUCUGCGGUACAACAGCCUCUCGGAGCUGCGUGAUGGACAGUUCACGGGGUUAAUGCAGCUCACGUGGCUCUAUCUGGAUCACAAUCACAUUUGCUCGGUGGAGGGGGACGCCUUUCAGAAGCUGCGGCGGGUGAAGGAGCUCACCCUGAGCUCCAACCAGAUCAGCCAGCUAGCCAACACCACGUUUCGGCCCAUGCCCAACCUGCGCAGCGUGGACCUGUCCUACAACAACCUGCAGGCGCUGGCGCCCGACCUCUUCCACGGGCUGCGGAAGCUCACCACGCUGCACAUGCGGGCCAACGCCAUCAAGUUCGUGCCCGUGCGCAUCUUCCAGGACUGCCGCAGCCUCAAGUUCCUCGACAUCGGCUACAACCAGCUCAAGAGCCUGGCGCGCAACUCCUUCGCCGGCCUCUUCAAGCUCACCGAGCUCCACCUGGAGCACAACGACUUGGUGAAGGUGAACCUGGCGCACUUCCCGCGCCUCGUCUCGCUGCACUCGCUGUGCCUGCGCCGCAACAAGGUGGCCAUCGUCGUCAACUCCCUGGACUGGGUGUGGAGGCUGGAGAAGCUCGACCUGUCGGGCAAUGAGAUCGAGUACAUGGAGCCGCACGCCUUCGAGGCCGUGCCCCACCUCGAGUCGCUACAGCUCGACUCCAACCGGCUCACCUACAUAGACCCCCGCAUCCUCAACUCCUGGAAGUCCCUGUCCAGCAUCACGCUAGCGGGCAACGUGUGGGACUGCGGGCGCAACGUGUGCGCCCUGGCCUCGUGGCUCAGCAACUUCAAGGGCCGCUACGACGGCAACCUGCUGUGCGCCAGCCCGGAGUACGCCCAGGGGGAGGAUGUCCUGGACGCCGUGUACGCCUUUCACCUGUGUGAGGACGCCUCGGCGGACCCCACCAGCGGCCACCUGCUCUCGGCCGUGACGAACCACAGCGACGGGGCCGCCCGCGCCAGUCCUGCCACCACCGUCUCCGCCGACGGGCUGCUGGAUGGGGAGGGAGCCAGGACGACGGAUGGCGUCGGGGGGGUCACGGUCCCUGUGGAGCACGCCGAGAAUGCCGUGCAGAUCCACAAGGUGGUGACGGGGACCAUGGCCCUCAUCUUCUCCUUCCUCAUCGUGGUGCUGGUUUUGUACGUGUCCUGGAAGUGUUUCCCAGCCAGCCUCAGGCAGCUGCGACAGUGUUUUGUGACACAACGCAGAAAGCAGAAGCAGAAACAGACUAUGCAUCAGAUGGCUGCCAUGUCAGCCCAGGAGUACUAUGUGGACUACAAGCCCAACCACAUUGAGGGCGCGCUGGUGAUCAUUAACGAGUACGGGUCCUGUUCCUGUCACCAGCAACCAGCCAGGGAAUGUGAGGUGUGA